CACAUCUACGAUYCAAGGGUCGUUUUUUUGCUGGUGAUGCCCGUUCACGAAAAAAAUGGGCGAUGCGGACGAUCAAUAGAAGAUAAAUAUCUCACCGUGCUAAAGAAUCYUUGYACCUCAUUGCAUUUGUGAACAUCCAACGAAUGCAGCGUCCCUGUGACAAAACCACACUCCAUGAAAGGUUCGAUCUGCUACCAGUUUAUGGAUCGAUCUACGGUAUAUGACAUCCAUUCUCUCCGAUUGGCUUGAUCAUCACCAUGUCGACAGCAGUAUCUUUUAACAACGAAAGUCUUGGUGAUGACACCGAUGRCAGCACUGCGUCUUCGGGCAUCUCAUUUCAUUCCAAGGCKGCAAUCAAACAUUUUUGCGACGUAGACGUAGAAGACAGCGGGUCUGUAACAUCAUCCAGCGCCGAAAGAAAUUUCAGGCUCGUUGACGGAUCAAAAAAUCUUCGUUUGAGAGAACUCAUGGGGAAGCAAGUUCGGGAUCUUGAACAGCAGCGGUCGAAGCGACAACGGGACCUGCCGGACGGCGGAGGCGACGGAAGCGGGAAUCCUGACGCAGGUCCGAAGCGUACCGUCGUGGGGAUUGGUAUUGGCUGGGGCGAGGUGAGAAGGAAAAACAAAACUCACAAAGGCAAGAAGCCMAGGAAAGGCGAUGCCUUGUCACUCGCACUGUCACCAGGGUCGGCAGAAUUCGGAAAGGCUUCCUCCGGGGAUCUCUCUACCACUGCCAUGMCCUCGCGUGUCCCGGAACGAGCCUCUCGAGUCGUCGGGUUCUCCAAAGAACGUUUCGAGCGGUYCCAGCGGCCGGCAGUCGAGGACGCACUCGCGGCACCAAAAUCGGACUCCUCCGGUGGUUCGUUGGAUCCCUGCGAGGAACUAGAGAAGAAGUGCCUCGAGCUGGAGGCGACGGGCCGGGAGCUUUCCGAGCGCAUCGACGAGACGGUGCUGAGAGCCCUCGCAAAGAAGCACCUUGCGGAGCAGCUCGAAGGCCACGCGGUGUUCCUGCGGCAGAGGCUUUCGGUCCGGAAGGAGACGACGCAGCCGGAGCACCGGGAAUCCGAUGGUGGCACRGAUCCGUACCGCAGGAAGCUCCGCAAGUUGCUCGCCAAUGCCGGCUCCACGUGGGCCUUUUUGCGGAAGCACCACGGCCCCCUGCGAGCGGAACUCGAACGCGUGCGGUCCCGCAACAAGGGACUGGCGGUCCGGCGGCAMCGACGCCAAAACGCCACGGCCGAACUUCCGGGCACUCCGGGCCACCAGCGCCCGGUUCAGAACGCGCAACCCUCGUGACCGCGGUCCUCCGCCACCGGUGCCCCCGCCGUGGGAUUGGCUCGUGCCGCCGAACGUUUUGCCGGCUGGAAAGGAAACACGACUGGUUCGGCGUAGGCUUCCGGAGCGACGUGCUCCGGCCACACCAAACGAUAGCAUGGUUGUCGCGGGCAUUGUGUCUGGGCCCAAAAGAACCAUUGAUCACGGAAACAAUAGAACACACUACUAGGUUAUUAUAAAACAAGGAUCACACU
Pseudo-nitzschia multistriata is the source of this 1528-nucleotide messenger RNA. The record is from the annotation of a GenBank genome assembly. Lineage: Eukaryota; Bacillariophyta; Bacillariophyceae; Bacillariales; Bacillariaceae.